Molecule: messenger RNA, 294 nt
Organism: Knipowitschia caucasica
Lineage: Eukaryota; Metazoa; Chordata; Actinopteri; Gobiiformes; Gobiidae
Source: the annotation of a GenBank genome assembly
AUGAAACUGUACGCCCCCAUCGAGCUCAGAGGACACAACAACGAACAAAAAGAUAGCACGAAUACUACCCCCUACCCGACCGCCGCACCCGCCCCCCCCCCCAGAUACCGACCACAGAGGCAUCAGCGACACCCCACCAAACCCACCCACUACCCCGGAGACAAGACGAGAAUUUGCCACCCCAUGCCUCGACCCAAAGUUGCGCUCCCGGGACAGAUGAUGAAGUGCCACGGUACCACCACCGACACAGUGCGCCCGCCCGCCGUCCUACCCCCCGACCCCGUUACACAAUAA